Molecule: messenger RNA, 268 nt
Organism: Thamnophis sirtalis
Lineage: Eukaryota; Metazoa; Chordata; Lepidosauria; Squamata; Natricidae
Source: RefSeq, a predicted model, not a curated record
AUUGGGCUGUGCAACGACAAGAAAUACUACGAGCGGGAGAGAAUAUUUGCAGCUCAAGGAAAAAAUGGCCAAGGCAAUUCACGCCCGUCGCUUGGAAGGGGUGGACAAGAAUAUCUGGGUGGAAUUUUCCCGACUGGCGGCUACACACAAGGCAGUGAAUUUGGGCCAAGGUUUCCCCAAUUUCUCCCCGCCGGAUUUCAUCAAGAAGGCCUACGUGGAAGCGAUCAGCAGAGAGAACACCAAGGUCCACCAAUACACGCAGGCCUUU